This is a messenger RNA of Musca vetustissima, 286 nucleotides long. RefSeq lists its product as uncharacterized. The record is from RefSeq and is a predicted model, not a curated record. The transcript has 2 exons. The coding region runs from base 1 to 276 and encodes 91 amino acids. Gene Ontology annotation, molecular function: chitin binding. NCBI's taxonomy places the organism in Eukaryota, Metazoa, Arthropoda, Insecta, Diptera, Muscidae.
AUGAAAUUCUUCGCCUGUUUGACCUUCUUGGCUUGUGUCAUUGCCUGCGUCUUGGCCUGUGAUCCCGACAGCAACAAUGAACCCACCUGCACCAAGAAUAAUUUGAAUGUACCCAUUCGUAACUUCUGGGAUCCCACCUGCUAUUGGCAAUGUACUGCUGCCGGUGCCAAAGCUGAAAUUGUUCGUUGUCCAACUGCUGAAUUGUUCGAUUCUGCUUUGGGUAAAUGUGUUUCGUACAAGGUCUGGGAAUGGACCUUCCCUUGCCCCCAAAACUAAUUGAAUAAAG